Molecule: messenger RNA, 2742 nt
Organism: Symbiodinium sp. CCMP2592
Lineage: Eukaryota; Dinophyceae; Suessiales; Symbiodiniaceae
Source: the annotation of a GenBank genome assembly
AUGGAAUCGUUGAAAGCGCAGUUUCCGGAUGCCACCAUUCUCGCUGUGAACUCCAUCCGUCAUUUGAAUAUAACGAUGGGUCCCAUGGGAUAUGUGGGCUAUUCCCUGAAACAAGGCCACGGUAUUGACAUGCUCAGAUACCCACACGCUGUUCCCAGCAGAGAGCCUCUGGGGCUUGGCGUUGUGGCAUCCGGUGAAACCUCGAGUCUUCAUGACUUCCUCGUUCCAGGAUUACCCGAGUCAGGUGCCCAAUAUGCAUUCGACAUUAUGGCCUAUCUGCGAGCUGCACUAUCUGCGGGCCAGCGGGUCCUGCAGUUGGGAGCAAAUCGCUUCCAGUUCUUCGUUGCGUUUUUGAAAUACUUGGACGAACACUCUUGGACGUCCGCGUCUCAGCCUUCGAGCCUCAGAGAGACUUCGCCCACGCCGCUGCCAACCAGGGUGUCUUGUGUCCCUUUCCAUCAGGCUGGGGCACUGGCGCAAGCGGAGUGCAAGGAGGAAUUGGUCCCUUCGCCUCCUUUCACUUUUCCAGAGCUCGUGAAAGCCACAGGCUCCCCAUCAGCUGACACCGUCCUAACUUGGCUGGAUGCCAUACCAUCGGGUCUCCUACAGCACAACCAUCAGAAUUUUUCGUGCGAAGAGUUGCGGGAUGAGCUGCGGCGCUCACGACAGGAUGUUGAUGAUGCAAGUGGUCUUGGACCAUGGUCUUUUCCUGUUCGGCGAUGGUGCACAGUGUAUAUGGGCGCCAGUUACGGGUCCGAUCCCUCAUACCGAGCUUCUGCCGAACAUUUUGGACGUCUCUUGGCUCAGAACGGCAUCGGACUGUUGUACGGCGGCGGCAAUGCAGGCCUAAUGGGUGCUGUGGCGGAUGCAGUGCUGAGGGAAGGUGGCUAUGUAAUCGGGGUUCGCCCAGAAGGCAACUUGCUGACUGCAGAGCAUGAACACAAAAACUUGUCUCACAUGAUUUUCACAAAGACAAUGCACGAACGCAAGCAGACUAUGGUCGAUUUUGCUGACCUUCUUGUGGCACUCCCUGGCGGCUUGGGAACUCUUGAUGAGCUGGCCGAUGCGGUUGUUCUUGCCCAUCUGGGCACACACAGCAAGCCCGUGUAUCUUCUAAACACCACCUUCUGGACACCCCUGGUGAAGUUUAUCGACACCAUGGAGACUGCGCAGUUUCUCGGAGCAGGGCGCUGGGGCAAACUGGUGAAGGUUGUUGACAGUGCCGAGGACAUAUUCCAAGCCCAGCAGGCCCAGCAGCAAGCAAUCGAAGCUGCAUCCGAAGUCCCUGAGGCCCUGGCUGCAGAAAGUCCCUGCUCUUUCUUGCAGCUGGAGGUCAAGACUCACAGCACAGGCUGCCCUUUCCAGGUCGGCUUUGUGCCAGCUUUGGCAGCCGGAUGUCUCUGCGCAAUCUUGAUCGCCUCCUUCGGUGUGCAUUCGACAUCUGUAUCCUCAGGCCGCUGCAUUGUGGACCUCUUCAUGCUGAUUACGGUUCUGGCUGCAACCUCUCGCAUGAUCAGCGUUCCAGAUUCACAUGCUCUUGCCAUUGCUCUUGGCCAAAACGUUUCCUGGUCAGGCCUUUACCUUGGCAUUUCCAAAUGGGGUGACAUGAUCGGGAAUCUUUUGUGUGCUUUCCCUCUCAAUUAUUGGUCGGACUUCUGGCGAACCAGCAGUCGCCAGGCCAUGAUUUGUGGGAUGACAGUGAUGUCAGCAGGGUCAGCACUCUGCCUGGUGACUCUCUCGCGAGUAUCAGAGGACUCUGGUGCAAGGGAUUCUUCGCUGCCGAUUCUCCUUUGUGUGUCCCGUGCCAUCAUCGGAGUCGGCAAUGGCAUCGUGACACAGCUUGUGAUUGUGCUCCUGUCGAAGUUGACGCCGCCAGACGACUUGCCUCAGGAGUUCCAGCGUGCGAUUUUCUAUGUCACUGUCGGGACGGGUUUGGGCCCGUUGGCUUCUGCAGCAGGCUACAGCUUGGAUGUUUGCUUUACCACGGCACCUCAGUUUAAGACUGUUGGUAUCAUUCAGCUGAUUCUGCUAUCCUCCGGGUUGUGCGCCGUCAUCCUCUUCUACCCAUCCGAAGUCGGCAGUAAAGAUGUCCAUGUCGCAGAAAUUUCAGAGCACGAGAAUGCACCGCUCAACAGGAUUCCCAUUAUAGCAGGCCUGGUGCUGUGCGCACUCCGCAGCUUCGUUGCAGGCUCCGUGGAGGUGGGCACACCACUUCUUCUCGAGGACCGGUUUGCUUGGAGCAUAGCUACCACCGGACUGAUCACAGGUGCUGCCUUUCUUGUGGGCAUUCCGAUAAGGUUGGCUCAGAUGAGUGCCGGGCGUCAGCUGAGUGAGGUCGCAUGGAUCCGCUUGUUGACGGUGGCUGCAGCACUGGGCACCGUGCUACUUCUCCGUGCAGCUAGCAAGUUGCUGCCUGGUGGCUACUCGCUUGUUCUUGGGGACAUGAUCAUUUUCCCAUCCAUCUACUUGAGCGAAGGGCUGGCGCAAGGUUUCAUGAUGCGAUUUGUGCCUCACGGUGGCUCAAACCUGUUCUUCGAAGCGAGUUCAAUCGCUCUGAUUAUGGACAUGUUGAUCAACGCUUUCCUGGGUCUGGGUGCAGUGGGAGCCCGGAGCAUCAUUGAGGCUGGAGGAGAACGGGGACAAGAUUUCAACGCCGGCAUGCAACUUCUAUGCUGCGUUGCAUUCCUUAUCAUUUUUGAACUUGGCAUGGCUCGCUAUGUUCAUGGCAACAAGAGCGAGUAA